Staurois parvus is the source of this 477-nucleotide messenger RNA. The record is from the annotation of a GenBank genome assembly. Lineage: Eukaryota; Metazoa; Chordata; Amphibia; Anura; Ranidae.
UCCGGGGAGAGCGGAUAUAGUGAAUGCGGGGUGCCGGGGAGAGCGGAUAUAGUGAAUGCAGGGUCCUGGGAGAACGGAUAUAGUGAAUGCAGGGUCCAGGGAGACCGGAUAUAGUGAAUGCAAGGUCCGGGGAGACCAGAUAUAGUGAAUGCAGGGUCCAGGGAGACCAGGAGACCAGAUAUAGUGAAUGCAGGGUCCGGGGAGACCGGAUAUAGUGAAUGCGGGGGUCCGGGGAGAGCGGAUAUAGUGAAUGCAGGGUCCGGGGAGACCGGAUAUAGUGAAUGCAAGGUCCGGGGAGACCGGAUAUAGUGAAUGCAGGGUCCGGGGAGACCAGCUAUAGUGAAUGCAGGGUCCAGGGAGAGCGGAUAUAGUAAAUGCAGGGUCCGGGGAGAGCAGAUAUAGCAGGGUCUGGAGAGAGCGGAUAUAAGUGCAGGAGCAAGUGGAAGGUCAAGUUCUGGAUGAAUGCAGGGUCCGGGG